Penicillium brevicompactum is the source of this 525-nucleotide messenger RNA. RefSeq lists its product as uncharacterized. The record is from RefSeq and is a predicted model, not a curated record. The coding region runs from base 1 to 525 and encodes 174 amino acids. Lineage: Eukaryota; Fungi; Ascomycota; Eurotiomycetes; Eurotiales; Aspergillaceae. The transcript has 2 exons.
AUGGUGAGGUUGAGUAUCCAUGAUAUACUGACCGUCGUGAUCACAAACCCAGCCACCACGACGUCUGGUCGCAGACGCCACCCCUUCUUCAGGAGCUCUGAUGCCUUCCGCAAUUCACAAACAGAGACCCCUCCGACGGAAAACGACUGUGAUAGAUUAGCAGCUAAAAGUUUGUUAGCCUAUAUGCGACGAAGUUUCGAUGAUAUACUGACCGUCGUGAUCACAAACCUAGCCACCACGACGUCUGAUCGCAGACGUCACCCCUUCUCCGGGAGCUCUGAUGCCUUCCGCAAUUCACAAACAGAAACUCCUCCGAUCGAAAUGACUGUGAUAGCCACCACGACGUCUGACCGCAAACGUGACCCCUUCUUCAGGAGCUCUGAUGCCUUCCACGAUUCACAAACAGAGACUCCUCCGAUCGAAACGGCUAUGGGGAUGUUAGUCAAGACAAGAUUGAGAAUCAACAAUAUACUGACCGUCAUGAUCACCAGAUCAGGCUACCACCACGUCUGGCCGCAGACGUGA